Mycena citricolor is the source of this 4357-nucleotide messenger RNA. The record is from the annotation of a GenBank genome assembly. Lineage: Eukaryota; Fungi; Basidiomycota; Agaricomycetes; Agaricales; Mycenaceae.
CUAUGUGUCUGUCUGAUAACAAGUUCAGUCGAGUGAUCCAUCACCACGGGGUGCCCGGAGCAGGGAUUCUACAGCUUCAUGACCCCGGAUCCCGGUCGGAAAUCAAGCAUUCGCGAAUUCCUGCCAAUCGUCCUCGCACUGCCGAUCCCCAUUGGUCGUCGGACAUUUGUAGUGGAAUAGUAUGAUUCAGAUUCUCCAAGUGGAUCGAUAGGAUACACCCGUCGAAAUUAUAUAAAACCCCGUGAGAUGCAAGAGGUAGGUCAACUCCGAUCCUCCUCCCAAUGCCGGCCAUCUCGAAUGUCCACCUAUCCACCAUUCUCCUCGCACUGCUCUGCGCCACAAGCAAUGCCAAGCUCCAGCUCGUUACGCUUGGUCUUCUGCUUGGUGUCGCUUUGAAAGGACUCGCGGAAAACCUGCUUCCCAGCACACGAAUGGCCCGUCUGGAUGCUUUGAUUGAAGAUGCCGAGGCUCGAUUCCAUCGAGCCCGGGAGGAACACAUCUUCAGCCGCAAUUUCGUCCUCGGUGUCCAGGCGCAGCUCAGACAGUAAGUCUGAUUGCAAAGCCCAGAGAGACACUGAGUCGAAUCGAACCUAGAGUUUAUCUGACGCGGUCAAAGCUGCAGUCAGAGCUCCUGGCCCUUGGUCUGUACACCCCGACGGCCGAGUACUGGUACAUCAUUGGCAGUUUGGCCAAGCGCAUUGAACGCUGCAAACAGCAAGUCCGAGCCAUCCAUUAUUCUGUUCUGGUGAGCUGUUUUCUGCAACGCUCUUCGGGACAUUGCCAUUAACACGAAGACAGUUGGAGGUGGAAAACGAGAAUCAGUAUGUCGGCAGUGUGGAGCGUUAAGAGAACACUGAGAAUGGAGGUUGUAGGAUAUGAUAGUCAGAGUUUAGCGUGUGCGUCAUCUUAUAAUAGGGUUGUGUGUGUAACUUUUUCUCGAGUAAUUCAUUGGCGUUGUUAACAGAGUGAAGGGGCCGCAGGGAAAGAGAACCGCGGGUCUCGUGAUGGGAUGCGUUCCUCUAUCGUGACGUCGGUCACAACGCCAACUGAUUGACAAGUUGGACUGUCCUGACCUCGACCGAAUGGACGACGACGACGACUUUUUGUAUGGUGCAAAUCCGGCCGCAACGUCUACUCCUACCACAACAGCUCCGGUGACCCCCUCAACAUCGUUCACCAGUGCUCCGCCUGCAUCCGCCCUCCAAGUAUUCCCUUCCCAGGCGACGGAGGUGGAAGAAGAGCCCUUCCCGGGAUUUCUCUCAUCCGCCGAAGUGCACGAAGAGAACGACGCGGAACAGGAAGACGAAUAUGUGGACGACGAACAAGAGAGUGACGAAGAAGAGGAUGUCGAAAUCAUUAUGGAGGCUCAAUCUCGGUCGCUGGACUUCAGACAAUCCAAUGCUAAACUGCGGUCUCAGCCGUCUUCCGCCUCUUUGCGCACGGCGCCGCUGGGACCGACUCUCACUACCGAAUACACUCCCACACAACGACCGGCUCCUUCAUUCGAGACGCCCUCGAGGGGCACAUCCGAGAUUCCGCCCGCAUCUCUAUCUGUUGCACCACCACCUGCUGCUGCAUCGGCAGUCCAAACAUCCGCACCGGGUGCAUCGGUCGUUUCCGCCACAGCUGUAUCCCAUCCUGAUGAGUAUGGCAACAAUGUUCCUGACGUGUCCGCUGCGCCAAUGGACGACGUCGAUCUAGAAUCGCUUCCACCGGUGACAGCGCCCCCUUCGCACCCCGUCAUCGACCCGACCGUGACCGGAAUGACGGAAGGGCGGUCCAUCAUCGAUGUGGAUCUGAACGCGUUGGCAGACAAGGCGUGGCGCAGGCCCGGCUCGGACAUCAGCGACUGGUUCAACUAUGGGUUUGACGAGCUGUCUUGGGAGCUGUACUGCUACCGACGGCGCGAUCUGGGCGAAAUGGCGAAUGUGCUCAAGACGAACGUUCUCAACUUCUCCGGGAUGGAGGAGGAUCAAAUGACUGUGCUGCCGCCCGAAGUGCGACAAAUGGUGAUGACUGGGACGUCGGCGAUGAUGAAUGGGGCGGCUGGAGGCAUGGGUAUGAUGAUGGACAUGGGAGGGAUGAUGCCCAUGGGCAUGGACAUGGGUAUGUCGGGCAUGAUGGGCAUGCCGGACGUUGCCCAGGGUGGAGUCGCUCCCGUCGGCGGACAGGGAGAGAUGCAGGACGGAUUCAAUGCGGGGAUGAUGGGCAUGGGUAUGGAGUAUCCUCAGGGGCAGGUUCCGGAGACGCCCCAGACCCAGAUGUCACAGCAGCCGAUGUACCCGCAGCAAACGGAAGGUCAAGAUACACCGCCGCCCGGGCCGACGGGGUCAGCUGUUGUGCGAGGUGGAUCGGGCGGUGCACCAGCCUACCGCGGGCGGGGGGCUCGCGGAUCGCGUGGAUUUCCCGCCCGAGGUCGGGGCCGGGGUGGUUACGAAGGCUCGCCGGCACCCGCUCGUCCGACUUCCCCGCUGCCUCCCAAUGUUCCGACUGGACCCCGAAAUCAGAACAAAUACAAAGACAGGGACGGGAUUAGCGCUGCAGUAGACGGAUUGGAUUACGGGGGUGGAAAGGACGGUCGUGCAACCGCAAGUUACGAGUUAGAUGAGAGGAGUCGCAAAAGACGAAGUUCCCCGGGCCUGGACGAUCCACGGAGCUCAAAACGCCGUUGAUUGUCUUCGUACUAUAUUGUACAUAGUCAAUUUUGAAAUUGGUCGGACGAGGGUUUACAGCUUCUUGCACCCAUCAGCGAAGGUUGUAUUUAGAACCGUCUCCUUCUAUCCACCACCACCGCGCGUGCGUGCGAUCUCUAUGUCUGCUCCAGUCAUCAGGAAGUUCGCCCUGUUUGCUCCGUAUAUCACGACCGCCUCUGCACAAGAGUUGCGAUCCAAACUGUACCCUGCUCACAAAGCAGGAUUGACAGAGCAAAGAGCCAAGGGCGUCCUCAAGUUUGGAGGUCCUGUCUGGAACGACGAGGGAGCCGGGGAGGCGCUUGCGGACGCGAGCGCGCGCCCUUAUGGGGGCUCGUUCUUCCUGUACGAGGGAGAGAACCGGGCGGCGGUGAUGGAGAUAAUCAAGCAGGACGCGUAUUGGACUGGAGGUUUGUGGGACAAGUCUAGUCUGCGGCUGGUAGAAUACAACCCAUUAUCGGGGUAUCCCUUCUAAUCAACAUAAGACGACCGCUGCAUCGUCACAUCCAAAGCGCAAUGACAGAAUCAAAUUUCAUUACAUCCUCUCGGGGCUGACCUCUUUUGUUGUUAUCAUAGUCAACGAGAAGUAGGCAGCGCUGCCGAAAUUUGACAGAAUUUCCCAGAAUUCCAUCAGGUGGGGUCGGUUCAAGUGACGUGCUUCGUCAACAGUCCUUGUUCCCGAUUGAACGAGAGAUGUCCAUGGCCGUGAUGAAAUACAAGGGCAAUAACUCCAUAGAGGCUUCCCCUUAUCCCGAAAACGGAAGGUGCCUCGCCAAUCAACACCUACGUACCGUAAAUGGAAAUGUCCUUGUACUCUCAACAGCGGCAUUCAUGGGUGAUCCUGAGCGGCGUAAACAUAUAAAUUCACGCGCGAAGCGCCACAGUAACCCCAGCGCUUGACCGAAUCGUCGAGAUCUCCUGCUUCGCACCAGCACACGACUGACAUUAUUGUCCACAAGACAAUAAACUCCUUUCGGAUUUCGUUAUUGUGUUACGAGAGCACUUCGCCUAUACAAACGCCCAUACGUCGUUUGCCCUCCAUUCUCCCCUACCUCCAACCGACCCGACGGACGUCCCUCCAUUCCCGUCUUCUCCCCUGCACGUAAUUUAACCGCGGUUCGGCCCUCGCAUUCUUUUGGUUCACGACCCACACCCAUUCAUAUCCACACAUCUAUGUCGUCCUUCACCAAAUUCCCGACCGCGACCGUCUCUGCCCCAGGCUACGGCUUCUUCCCUGUCGGCUCCACGUCGCCCAACGGAUUCGCCGCGCUGCAUCAGCCGCAGUCGCCCCGCGACACAUAUGCGAUGUAUGCGCAAUUCGCGUCGCCCGGUGGAGCAGGAACACAAUCGUCGCAGGGCCUCGGAAAGAAGAGCGCAGGACGGAAGUAACCCCGACUGCCAUUGGAGAAUACGAACCUUACGACCCAUCACCACUAAUACUUGUCGCCGUUGUUGUCCAGGUCCUUGCGGAUCGCUGUCGUUUGUGUUGACCACAUCGGAGAGCUCUUGUCCAUAUACGUAUUAUAUACCUGCACGCAUUGUAUAGCAUAGACUCAUUUGUAUUUUUUGUAUCUUCCAGGGUCUCGGUUGAAGUUGUAACACAGCAGAGUCGUAGGCAUUAUUGAGAGUCCAAUGGAGCUGAUUAUUUGCGAUUCGGCAGGGAAAAA